ACUCCAAGUUCAAGCAAUUUAAAGCUUCAAACUCGAUUUCUCCCUUCAUCAAAUACCUUCUCCAGCCCUUAGUUCCCUCCUGGCAAAAAGCCCUAUUUAAAAUCCUAUAGUCUAAACAACAUAAAGCAAAACUUUAUUUGCUUAGAAAAAUUGUUUUCUAAUUUGUCAUAGUAUAUACCAAGUAAAAAAUUGUAGGGAUGGAUAAGAUAUUGCUAGUGACCUCAGAAAAUGGAGUGGUGAUCUUUAGCAAGACUACUUGUUGUUUAAGCUAUGCUGUGAACAUCCUCUUAAAUGAACUUAGGGCAGACCCUGUGGUUUAUGAGAUCGAUCAAGAUCCCGAGGGUAGGGAGAUUGAGAAGGCUUUGUUAAGGAUGGGGUGCAAGAUUCCCACAGUGCCAGCAGUGUUUAUAAAUGGAAAGCUUGUAGGUUCUACCAAUGAAGUCAUGUCCCUCCACCUAAGCGGUUCUCUCACUCCUAUGUUGAAGCCAUAUCAGUCUCAAGUAUAUCACAACUCGUAAAAUUUACUCUAUCUAGAUGGAGAAUAAGCUUGGCUAGGCAAUUCAGUAGUUGUCUUGUACCUUGUGUUUGCAUGUUUUAAUUUAGCAAGGAGUGUGUUUGCCUAGUGAAGAAAUGUAAACAGAAGAUUGUGUAGCUCAUUUGAUUUCCUUAAUGAAUUUGGAUUUACGUA
This is a messenger RNA of Daucus carota subsp. sativus, 688 nucleotides long. RefSeq names its product glutaredoxin-C13. The record is from RefSeq and is a predicted model, not a curated record. Gene Ontology annotation, cellular component: nucleus; cytoplasm. The transcript has a single exon. Bases 198 to 518 code for a protein of 106 amino acids. NCBI's taxonomy places the organism in Eukaryota, Viridiplantae, Streptophyta, Magnoliopsida, Apiales, Apiaceae.